This is a messenger RNA of Exophiala spinifera, 1188 nucleotides long. RefSeq lists its product as uncharacterized. The transcript has a single exon. The coding region runs from base 1 to 1188 and encodes 395 amino acids. NCBI's taxonomy places the organism in Eukaryota, Fungi, Ascomycota, Eurotiomycetes, Chaetothyriales, Herpotrichiellaceae. The record is from RefSeq and is a predicted model, not a curated record. Gene Ontology annotation, molecular function: oxidoreductase activity, acting on paired donors, with incorporation or reduction of molecular oxygen.
AUGCCGGUCGAAUUCAUCAGCGCGACGUUCCUCAACGCGUCCACGGAGCUGAAGCCGAUCCCAGGCGCGAGCAUCGACCCAGACUACCUGGAGCGGUACGCGCGCAACCUGGACGACUAUGCGUUCAACUACACGCUUGUGCCGUACGACUCGUCGUACUUUGACCCGUGGACGGUCGGGGCGACGAUAGCCUCGCACACGCGCAACCUCAAGAUCAUCAUCGCGGUGCGGCCCAACACGCUGUACCCGACGGUGGCGGCCAAGGCGCUCGCGACGCUCGACCAGCUCAGCCGCGGGCGGGCGGUGGUGCACUUCAUCGCGGGCGGCAGCGACGUCGAACAGGCGCGCGAGGGCGACUUCCUGACCAAGGAGCAGCGCUACUCCCGGCUGGAGGAGUACAUCCGCAUCCUGAAGCGGGCGUGGUCGUCGCCGGAGCCGUUCGACUGGGAGGGCGAGCACUACCGGUUCAAGGGGUUCCGCAACCUCGUGCGGCCCGUCAACGGCCACAGCAUCCCCGUGUCGGUCGGCGGUUCGUCCGAGGACGCCUACCGCGUCGGCGGCUCCCUGGCCGACAUCUUCGGCCUGUGGGGCGAACCGCUCAAGGAGACCAAGGAGCAGAUCGACAAGAUCUACGCCGCCGCCGACAAGGCCGGCCGCGCCCCCACGGACCGGCCGCGCAUCUGGGUCACAUUCCGGCCCAUCGUCGCCCCGACCGACGACCUGGCCUGGGAGAAGGCGCACCGGACGCUCGCGGCCCUCGAGGCCAACGCCGCCCAGAAACAGAGCAUCUUCGGCGGCGUCAAGGCCGGCAAGGCCGGCGACGCCGACGUCCCGCCCCCGCAGAACGUCGGGUCGCAGAGGCUCCUGGACAUCGCGAAGCGGGGCGAGGUCCAGGACCGCGCCCUGUGGUACCCGACCGUCACCGCCACGAACGCCCGCGGCGCCUCGACCGCCCUGGUCGGCUCGUACCAGACCGUCGUCGACUCGAUCCUCGACUACGUCAAACUGGGCUGCGAGCUCAUCUCGAUCCGCGGCUACGACAACCUGAACGACGCCAUCGACUACGGCCGGUACAUCCUGCCCAAGGUGCGCGAGAACUUGCCGGCGGAGUCGUCGUCGGCAGACACGAAGCCCGCUGCCGAGAAUGGCACGAAUGGAACCAACGGCACUACCUUGGCCUCGCGAUGA